AUGCCUCCAAGAACCAUUUGGAAAGGGCAUACGUUUUUUUUUUUUUGCGUCAAUUACCCACUUUUAUUUAUUUAUUUAUUGACGACGGUGAUUCCGUUGUUUUUUCUUCUUUUUUUUUUUUCCGUAUCAUUGGCUUUCCUCACGAGAGAGAGGGGAUGGAUGCGAGUUAAUCGUGUCUUGGCUGACUUUAAAUUCUUUUUUUUAUUUUUAUUUCUUCCUUUUGAUCCAUUGACCUUCAGGCCGUUUCUCGUUGACACAUCGCGCGAGAAGAAAAUAUUUUUGUGUUUUUUUGUCUUUUCUGAAGGGGAUGGGACGAGUGGAGGCUGCGUGUGUUGUGGUUUGUGUGUUAUUGUUUCUUGCGGUGCCGUGGAAGUUUUUAUGGCUUUAUUCCGGUCUUUUUGUAGCCUCAUGGUCAUCUCCGUUCCUGCUCACUCACACACACAUGUUCUCUUUCUCCCUCUCUUUCUUUCUUUCUUUUUUAAUGGAAAGGGUUUGAAGGGGACGAUGUAUCGGCGGGCGAAGGAAAAGCGUUCGCCUUUAGUGAUGCGUGCAGGUGCUGGGCUGCCACCACCAUCGCCAGUUGUGCCUUCUUCAGUGGCUUUGGAUCGUGAUGCCAAAGCACUACAAGCGAUGUUGCAGGAGAUGGAUGAAGUUUUUUGCGUUAAUGACGGCGAUAAUGAGCGGCAACGGCGAUUGAAUCAGAUAGGGGAGCAGCAGAUGGCUUUACAGCGUCUCUGCGAGGCAGCACUCCAACAAGAGGAACGUCUCAAUAGUGCCGCAGUGCGCCAUAAGGCGGCCAUUGAGUUUGCGGAAGACAGGCCCGUUGAUGCGGGCAUUGUCUUAACCCCACGCUCCCUGGAAAGCUUUUCGACUUAUGGCGAUCCGGGUGCAACGGGGAUGGGGCGCAGCGCAAGCCGCAACGACACUGGCUCGCAGAUUAUGUCAGCGCCACCCUUACCAUUGUGCGAACUAACCAAAGAGGCUUCUGCCACCAGAAAUACGGCAGCAUCUUUUUGUAGCUAUCGAGGCCGCAUGCCGUCAACACAUAUAGAAGCUCCCGAAGUGGCGACCGUUUCUGCCGGUAUAACUUUGAGGCGGGCUUCAUUACCUCCCUUGUCCUCGCCAGCUUUGGAUGAGGACGUUGCGUUAGAGGAAGACAGACGUCUCAUUGAGGAAUUUUUGGGUGUGAUGGAAGUAGAAUCCACUCAUCCGUAUGCGGCAGUGGGGAACGGGAGGAAAUAUUUGGUUAAAGAGGUUGCGCCAAAGCUGAAACUUCAACGUUUCAGUUGGAACCGGGGCACUACUCACACCACCCCUAUGAAUUCCAGUCCUCUCGCCCGGGACGCAUCGCACGAGGAAAAUUUUGAUGUGAGGGAGGAGGAGCAAUUGCUAAAACGUAUCAUGCAGAAGAAGCCAAGGCCCCCAGAAGACCCGUUACAGGGCGCCCAUGCGGGUUCUGUCUCUCGUUCUAGCGAUGUUCCGAAAGACGUGAAACGUCCCACACCCAAAAAGGAAAAAAUGUUACACGGGGAAGAGAGGAGUUUCUCCACACUAUCCGGUACGACUGCGGCACCGAGUCACAAAAGCGGUAAGCUUUGCCUCACAGCUGCACCACUCAAUGGGGAACAUAUAGCUACGGGUCCCGAAAAGGAAAAUUAUGAAGAUGUGAAGUUUACCCAUGCCGGCGAGAUUCAAGAGUUGUUACGGAAAAAUGGGGAACUGCAGAAGGAAAUUGAAGCACAAGAUGUUGCCCUUCGGGAUUUGACGCAAAAAACAGAAAGUCUUGCCCGCCAUCUUGUCAAUUCCAUGCGAGAGCGCAACAAACUUCAUUCAAGUGUGGAACGACUAGAAGAAUCACUUGCACGCGCAAAUUCCGAGCUUGGAAGGUUUCAAAGGGCGGUUGAGGAGCAGAAUAAAGUGUCUUGUGGUGUAGAUGUAUGGCGUGCGACUGCGCAUGCCAAGGAGCGUGAGUUGCGUAUUUGCGAGGAAGAACUCAGUCUUCUGCGUGGUAUUGUUGAGCAACGUGUCAUGCGCUCUGGAAACGUGGUGAUGCAACAGGCAGGUAGCACGGCUCUUGCUCAGGUGAAGAGCGAUUUAGAGGAUCUAAUUAUUGAACUUGCCUCCGCACAUGUUCUUAGGCGUGAGGCUGAAAUACAUGCGGAACGCGUCUCAGAAGAGCUCGAGGCUGCGCAGUCACACAUACAACUGAUUGAUAACCGUUUGGCCGAGGCGGAGAAGACUGUGGCAUUCCAGAGAUUGCAGGAGAUGCGGGAACGUCUUCUGUCUGGCAAUGAUAUGUCACUGCCUUUGCCUUCAUUGCCGACAUUGCCAUCUUUUUCGAUGCUAUUGGAAGGUAAUGUUGCAGCGUGGCCGAUAGACGCCCGACGUGAAAUUGCACGUCUAGCGAACUAUGCGGAGAGUCUUGUGGCACAGCAUGCUGAAAGCGAUCGUUAUGCCGAGUUACGACUGUCGGAAAUACGACGAGAAAAUGAAGAGCUUCGUGAGCGGUGUCGGGCAUAUGAAUCCGGAGUGAAGAAAUUGGAAGACGAAACCGAGACAAUUCGGCGGGAAAGGAUGAUGUGGAAGUUGAGCGAACAGCGCUGGCAACAAAUGCUUUUAGAUGUGCAGGAGGAUGCAGCGCUUGUCACGGAUUUGUUGCAGAACAGAGUAAAGGGUGCGGAGAAGGUUCUGGACUUUCUGACGGUGCCUCAUGUGGAACAUGAAGUGAAGACAGAGAUGGAGGCGUUUUUGAAGAACGCGAUGCGUGACUGGGAUACGGCUAUACGUUUUACCACGGCGCUACAACGCAUGGAAAUUGGUAGCUCAGAGCUGCAGAAACAAGAAUGGACGGAGAAAUUCCCACUGUCGACCGCCACCAGAACAAGAAGAGAAUUUGUCUUGCAGGCAAUCGAGACGGCGAUGGCGCAGAAGGCGUCAUCGAGUUGUGUUUCACCACAACCUAAGCCACCAAAAGAGGGUCAGCGCCUUCUUGCACCUGACCCGGCCUCUUUGCCCCCGUCACUUUUUCUAUCUCGUACGACCAACACGCAGAAAGUAACAACGGUGGUUGAUGAUGAAAAGUGGAAAGAAAAAGUGGAGAGUGUUAGCUGGCCAUUGCAUGCCCCUGAGGUAAAGCCGCGGGCUCUUUCGCCUCCACGCCCAUCAUUCACUGAAGGAGAGUCUGUCGUCACUCGCGAUGAAGAGUACCAGACUGAACGGCAUCGUCGGGAAGGCGUACCAAUGAAGAGAGUGGAGCCACUUCAACCUCCUGCUGUGAGUCCACGCGAGUCUCUGACACAACCUUUGAAGGAUCGAGAAAUCCCCCUUUUUCCCCACCACUAUGAUCCCGGGAAAAUUAGAGAGGUAUCUCCAACCAGAGAGAUUCGUCAUCCUCAGUCACGUGAAGGAAAAAAGCGUUUCCCAUUUGCGCCCAAAAGGGAGGAAUUGAGCUUUAAAAACCUGCCAGAGGAUGAAGGAACUCAGCGUGACUCAGCCAUUGUGGUGACGCCCGCCGAGCCCUCUCACGGCAACAAGGGAAUUGAGGUUUUUGUAUCAGGGGCCAUCUUCAAAGAAGAGGGCAUAGAAGAUUCAACGACAAAUGAAGAGGCUGUUGUGCCUCCAGUUCAUUCCUUAUCAACCUGUGCAACCGAAACGUGGACGAAUUGUAGUCAGGAGGUCGAACAUAUGGCCGAGCCACCUGGCCGUGAGGGUAAUGCAGGCCUACGCAGUGUCACCCCAACGACGCCGGUCGUUCCUGCCGUCACCAGUACUAACACUUUUGUUAUAGCCGCAGUCGAGACAGUUGAGGGUUGUGUUUUAAGUGGUGAGGAACUACGUCUGCAGGCAGCGUUGGGGCAGCGCUUGCAAAGAGAUGAUGCUCGUGAAAAGUCAGGGCAAGCUCCAAACUCCGCGGACGUAAGUGGUAACAGGGAUUUUCCGACAAUUUUGGUUUCUGAUUCCAUGCUUGAGAGCAAGAAGAAUAAGAAAAAAUUAAACAAAUUAAGCAGGGAAGAUUGGAAUGACGAUGUAGAUGAUGCCAACAACGAACCACGGUUACAUUUGGCGGCACCUAUUCGAAGGAGCGAUCAGACGGAAAAGGUUUUCCAGGAUGAGAAUUCAAGCUCUUAUUCACCCACGGAGAAGUCUAAAGAGGUACCAUUGAUGAAUGAGCCGAACAGAGCGGAUGACAAGGAGAAAGAAAUGAGCCCUAUUCGUUUCUUAAAUAGUAAGACUAAGCCGAUGGCAAUGCCAGAUGUUCGAGAGAGCAUUAGGGGAAGUGCCGGGCACGUACCAGCUCUCUCGCGUUCAUUGCUUGACACGCAACGGAGUCGUCUUGCUGCUUCACUACAGGAGCCACGGCAAGUUACUUGCAAGACGCCUGUCGCCCAAAAACUCUCGGAGGAGGCGGAAACGGUAGUACAGAAUUCUGUCACAGAGGAAUCGGUGGCAGUUCUACAAGAGACAGAAAAAGAAACCGCACCGGUAGUGGGAGAAUCCUCCGAUCCGGGUGGACGACGCCGGCCAUCGGCAGUGAUGGACUUCCCAUCACUUCGUCACUCGGCCCUUGGUCCCGGUGGGCGAAGGCAACUAGACGUACAGAAGAUAUAG
Molecule: messenger RNA, 4608 nt
Organism: Trypanosoma cruzi
Lineage: Eukaryota; Euglenozoa; Kinetoplastea; Trypanosomatida; Trypanosomatidae
Exons: 1
Coding region: 1-4608 (1535 amino acids)
Source: RefSeq, a predicted model, not a curated record